Microplitis demolitor is the source of this 666-nucleotide messenger RNA. RefSeq lists its product as uncharacterized. The record is from RefSeq and is a predicted model, not a curated record. NCBI's taxonomy places the organism in Eukaryota, Metazoa, Arthropoda, Insecta, Hymenoptera, Braconidae. Gene Ontology annotation, molecular function: odorant binding; olfactory receptor activity. Bases 1 to 651 code for a protein of 216 amino acids. Gene Ontology annotation, cellular component: plasma membrane. The transcript has 5 exons. Gene Ontology annotation, biological process: sensory perception of smell; detection of chemical stimulus involved in sensory perception of smell.
AUGCCGAUAAUAUUACCGAUAUUAUUCCAUACCAAAACAAAUACUUCUGAUCGGUUACCUAUUUUUCAGGGCUAUGAUGUUAUUUUUAAUGCUCAAGUGUCGCCGCUUUAUGAAAUAGCAUUUUUUUUUGAACAUAGCCUGCUAAGAUUUAAGAUGCUAGCUCAAAAAUUUUGUAUUUCUCGCACCGAAACGCCGAACGGAGAGAUGUUUAAUUAUAGUAUUUUAUACAGGUUUUCCAACAAUAUUCGAAAAAGUUUAUUUGAAUUAUGUUUGCUUGAGAUCGGCGCAUCUACGAUACUUUUUUGUAUUGACGAAUAUUGUUUUUUGAAGAUGUUGGAGAAAAACGAUUUUGCGAAUAUGAUACCUUAUCUCAUGUUAUUUGCCGCUCUCAAUUUCAAUAUAUUAGUUCUAUGUUAUUUUAGUGAACUUUUAGAUAGUCAGUUUGCCGAAAUCGGAAUACACUCAUGCAUGACGGAAUGGUAUCGAUUUCCUUUAAAAAUAAGAAAGUAUUUGAUUUUGAUUAUCUGUAUGUCUCAACGCUCUCAAAAAUUGACUGCCGGUGGAAUAAUUGAUAUAUCUUAUACUACUUAUGUACAGAUAAUUAAAGCCGGAUUCACUUAUUUACAAUUAUUGAGAGCUUCAAAUAUGUAAAAAUAAUGAGGGAAA